AUGGCUGUUCGUGCACAAUUCGAAAACAGUAAUGAAAUUGGUGUGUUUUCUCGACUUACAAACUCUUAUUGCUUGGUUGCAAUUGGCGGAUCUGAAAAUUUUUACAGUAUAUUUGAAGGGGAAUUAGGUGAUAUUAUUCCAGUGAUUCAUACAUCGAUAGCCAGUACCAGAAUCAUUGGUCGUUUAACUGUUGGAUUAUUGGUUCCAAAUUCGACAACUGAUCAAGAACUUCAACAUUUACGUAAUUCCCUUCCAGAUUCGGUUCAAAUUCAACGCAUUGAGGAACGAUUAUCUGCUCUUGGAAAUGUUAUUACUUGUAAUGAUCAUGUUGCUCUCGUACAUCCUGAUAUUGAUAGAGAAACUCAAGAGAUCAUUCGAGAUGUAUUGGGAGUUGAAGUGUUUACACAAACAAUUGCGGGAAACGUACUUGUUGGAAGUUAUUGUGCAAUAAAUGUAAUCGGUGCUGGUCUUGUAGUAAAUGAUUGGUGUGCAUUUGCAGGAUUAGAUAGUACUGCAACUGAAUUAUCAGUGGUUGAAAGUAUUUUCAAAUUACAUGAUGCACAACCAACAGCAAUCGUCAAAGAAAUGAGAGAUUCACUAAUAGAUACUUAUACAGCUCCAAGAAAUCCCAGUUUAUCAGAUGUGGAAUUCAUAGAUCCUACUCCUAUGCCAGAUAAGAUUCCAAAGGUUGACGAAGUGGGAGCGACUUCGGCACCUUUACAGUCUGCAGCAUUCUUCAUUGGUGCAUACUGUAAGGAAUACAAUGAAGAUUUUAUGCUUUGUAAAAACGAAAAUAAUGAUCCAGCACAUUGUUUGAAGGAAGGAAGAAAAGUUACUAGAUGCGCAAUUGACUUGCUUCGAAAAUUACGUGAACAUUGUGACAAAGAAUUUGAAGCUCAUUGGACUUGUUUAGAUUUGAACAACCAAGAAUAUCAUCGUUGUCGAGCCCCUGAACGAAAGUUUAAUUCAUGUGUUAUGAGUGCAUUGAAUACUUCGACAGUAAAAGCUAAAAAGAAGAAAAAGAAGAAACAAAAGUCCCCUGGCUCAAAUAGUGAGACAACAAAAAAUAGUAAAUCAGAAAGUGGGAAAGUUAAUUCAGGUAAAGAUUCUAGUAGUAAACCCGAUGACUUGGAUGAAAUAGUAGCACAUAUUUUGGGACAUCCUGAAGCGCAUUCCGAAAAAUGUGUUGAAAGGAUGAAGAAUAUGGCAAAAGCCGAAUUUAAACAAGAAUCAUACCUUUUCAUGUCUCAAGAAAGGAAAACCCCCGGAUCAACGAAUAAAGGAUUUAAUGUGGAGAAAAAUAAAGAAGAAUUAAGAAAAAGGUAUAAAGAAAAAUUAGACAAAGCAAGACGCGAAGAACGAGGCAAAUGA
Messenger RNA from Diversispora eburnea, 1371 nucleotides. The record is from the annotation of a GenBank genome assembly. NCBI's taxonomy places the organism in Eukaryota, Fungi, Glomeromycota, Glomeromycetes, Diversisporales, Diversisporaceae.